Molecule: messenger RNA, 1470 nt
Organism: Dictyostelium purpureum
Lineage: Eukaryota; Evosea; Eumycetozoa; Dictyosteliales; Dictyosteliaceae
Exons: 2
Coding region: 1-1470 (489 amino acids)
Biological process (GO): rRNA methylation; transcription initiation at mitochondrial promoter
Cellular component (GO): mitochondrial matrix
Molecular function (GO): rRNA (adenine-N6,N6-)-dimethyltransferase activity; mitochondrial transcription factor activity
Source: RefSeq, a predicted model, not a curated record
AUGUCAAAUAAAUUACCGCCAAUGCCAACCCUACAAGAGAUUAUUAGAACUUUUGGGUUAAGUGCAAAACAACAAUUAUCACAAAAUUUUUUAAUAGAUAAAAAUAUAACAGAUAAAAUUUGUAAAACAUCGGGUGGGUUUAAAGAUUGUACAGUUAUAGAGGUAGGUGCAGGUCCAGGUGGUUUAACAAGGUCAUUAUUAACAAGCGAAGCUAAAAAAGUCAUCGCAGUGGAAAUGGAUCCACGUUUUUAUCCAGCAUUAAAAAUGUUAGAAGAUGCAAGCGAAGGAAGAAUGAAAUUAAUUAUGGCAAAUAUGUUAGAAGUAGACGAAGCAAAAAUUUUAUUUGAAAAUGGAGCAGAGUUCGCACCAUGGGAAGAGAAAUCUAAAGUUAAAAUCAUUGGUAACUUACCAUUUAAUGUUGGUACACAUUUAAUGCUAAAAUGGAUACGUCAAAUUUCACCUCGUGAAGGUCUAUAUAGUUUUGGUCGUGUGCCAAUUGGAACAGCCGAUUACUCUCGUUUAUCGGUAAUGGUUCAACAAUCAGCUAUACCAAGAAUUACAUAUCAAUUACCAGGUAAAGCAUUUGUUCCACCACCCAAAGUUGAUGCUGCCGUUGUUGAAAUUGAACCAAGAAUUAAUCCACUUGGUAAAGAACCCCUAAAGAAUCAUCAAUACUUUGAGUUUGUAUGCAGAGAAUUAUUUGCGCAUAGAAGAAAGACUGUAUCGAAUGUUAUAAAAAAUUUAGGUAAUGGUGCUGAUGCUUUAUUAGAAGGUAUUAUAGAUCCAAAAACAAGACCUCAAAAUAUUAGUGUAGAUCAGUUUGUAGAUUUAACAAACCGUUACUGUGACUUCCCAAACAAGAAAGAAAUUGAUAUAUUUGAAUUUUUAAAUGAAGGUAAAUCACUAAGAAAAGAAAAGAAAUUAGAGGAAAAAGCAACAGAAUUAAAAGACAGAAUUGAAAGAACUAAAAAGAGACAAGAAUUUAGAUUACAAAAAAUUAAUGAAAGAAAAGAAAAAAUUGAAUUAUUAAAACAACAACAACAAUUAGAAGAACAAUUAAAAGAACAAGACAAACAAGAAGAGGAAGAAGAAAGAGAUGAAAAUGAUAUUAUUUCUAAAGAAAAUGCCAAACCACCAAAAGAAAAGAAACCAAGAUUAACCCAAGAAGAAAUUGAUUUAGAGGAUUUACAAAUAGAAGAAGAAAUUGAUAAAGAUAUUAAACAAAAAGAUAUUAGAGAUUUAGACAACUAUCAAGAACAAUUAGAAGAACUUUUACAUAAAAAAGAAAAGAAUGAAUCAUCAAAACAAAUGAAAAAAGAACAUUUAGAUAUUAUCGAUCAAUAUGGCAAUGUUGUGUUACAUGGAAAGAAUAAAGAAUUUAAUGACACAAAAAACAUAAAAGAAGAUUUUGAUAAUAUCGACGAAGAUGAAGAUUACGAAAAUUUCUUAAAUGAACAAUUAAAAAAAUAA